Eleginops maclovinus (Patagonian blennie) is the source of this 1144-nucleotide messenger RNA. RefSeq names its product ubiquitin-conjugating enzyme E2E 1 (gene ube2e1). Gene Ontology annotation, biological process: protein K48-linked ubiquitination. The coding region runs from base 156 to 797 and encodes 213 amino acids. Lineage: Eukaryota; Metazoa; Chordata; Actinopteri; Perciformes; Eleginopidae. Gene Ontology annotation, cellular component: nucleus. The record is from RefSeq and is a predicted model, not a curated record. The transcript has 6 exons. Gene Ontology annotation, molecular function: ubiquitin conjugating enzyme activity.
UCAAAUACUAACCAUUUGUAUUGCAGCGCAGCAUAUUGUGACCGGUGGAUGUAAUGUGUGUGUUCUGCGGGAUUCUGGGGCUACUCAUGUAUCCGGGUUUGGUUUAAAUUGAGGAUUUAAGAGUCGUUGCAUCCUGUGACUCUGAGAUCAGCUGCAUGUCGACGGAUAUAGCUUUACAGAAAUCCAAGGAGAGGAAACCCUUUAAGUGCACGAGGCUCGGUAUGUCGGAUGAAGAUUCCCGCGCCAGUUUCAGCUCUUCCUCGUCUUCCUCGUCAACACAUCAUCAGGACUCAAACACACCGAAGAAACGAGAAAGCAAAGCCAGCAUGAGCAAGUCCUCCAAACUGCUCUGCACCAGCGCCAAGAGAAUCCAGAAGGAGCUGGCUGACAUUACAUUGGAUCCACCACCAAACUGCAGCGCGGGUCCUAAAGGAGACAAUGUCUACGAGUGGAGGUCCACCAUCCUCGGCCCCCCGGGCUCUGCAUACGAGGGGGGCGUGUUCUUCCUCGACAUCGCCUUCACACCAGACUACCCCUUCAAACCUCCCAAGGUGACUUUCCGCACCAGGAUCUACCACUGCAACAUCAACAGUCAGGGAGUGAUCUGUCUGGACAUCCUGAAGGACAACUGGAGUCCUGCUCUCACCAUCUCCAAGGUGCUGCUGUCCAUCUGCUCCCUGCUCACUGACUGCAACCCUGCCGACCCUCUGGUGGGAAGCAUCGCCACACAGUACACAACCAACAGACCAGAGCACGACAGGAUAGCCAAACAGUGGACCAAACGCUACGCCACAUAAUGAGCCACAGUAUGGGGGGGGGGGGGGGGGGGGAUUUUUAUCUCUGAAAUGAAGUCUUAAUCCUGAAGUUUUUUGUUGUUGUAUUUCUUAAGUUAUCUCUGACCCAGUUAAACUCACACCUGGCAGUAAUGCGUUCUUUCUUGAUGAUGGACGCUAUGCUAAUAUGCUACAGCAUGAAUCCCAGUUCCAAUAAUAUGAGUGUAAAAUAUUCUCACACGUAUUCAAUUCUCCCCGUUUUUGGAAAGGUGUUUAGAUAUGGGUGGAUGUUGGUUGUGAUUUGUGUUCUGUACUGAUGAAAAGAUGGAAAGCUGUUCUGUUUCUGUUAAAAAUUAAACAUGACCAACUGA